AUACACUGGGCGGUGUUAGCAUGACCUUGAAACGUAAUUUACAACUAAUGCAUAUCCACGAGAUAUGGAAUUUCCACCAUGACACCUGGGGGUUGUACCCAGAACACCCUGAGAAUCCUCCAUUGGCUGUCGAAGGGAGAUAUCACCACAUACAUGUUUGGAGCAAUUGGCAAUGAUAGCAAUGGAAAAUUUUUGAAGACUGAAGUUGAGAAAGCAAAUGUCCAAACAAGAUAUGCAACUAAGCCAUUGGCAACUGGACUGAUGAUAUCAUUGGUGUUCAAUCAGCAUAGAUCUUUAGCCGGAAACAUUGGAGCCUCAGAACUGUACACUGAAGCAGAUCUAAAGCAUGCAGACAACAUGACCAUACUUAGCUCUGUUGGUCUAAUCUACAUGGAAGGUUUCUUCAUAACAAAUCGAUUACCAGUUGCCAAAAACAUUAUGACUUUUUGUAAAAAAAACAAGAAAUCUUUUGCAUUCAACUUGUGUGCUUCCUAUCUGGUUGAAUCUUAUAAGGAUGCAGUUAAAGAGUUUGUAGAGGCAUCAGAUAUUCUGUUUGGAAAUCUCGAUGAGUUCGAAUGCCUCAUGAAAAACAAUGGAAAGAACGAUUUCGUGUCGUACGCAAAAGAACUGGUCAAUGGUACCAGUAAAAUGGUUGUCAUAACCAACGGUUCUGAAAAAGUGCAAUGCGUCGAAGCAAGUCGCGCCACCGAAUUUCAGGUGCCUACACUCCAGAAUUCGAAGGUUGUGGACACGACAGGAGCAGGGGACUCCUUUGUUUCGGGCUUCUUAUAUGGAUACAUGCAGAAGAAAGACAUGCUUACGUGCGUUAAAUGGGGAUGCCAGACCGCACAACAGGUUAUCCAGUACAUCGGUGUGCAAUUGCCCAAAGAAGUAUUCGCAUUUGAUAAAUAAAAAGAUGAUUCA
Messenger RNA from Nicrophorus vespilloides, 924 nucleotides. RefSeq names its product adenosine kinase 2-like. The record is from RefSeq and is a predicted model, not a curated record. Lineage: Eukaryota; Metazoa; Arthropoda; Insecta; Coleoptera; Silphidae. Gene Ontology annotation, cellular component: nucleus; cytosol. Gene Ontology annotation, biological process: purine ribonucleoside salvage. Bases 79 to 912 code for a protein of 277 amino acids. Gene Ontology annotation, molecular function: adenosine kinase activity. The transcript has 2 exons.